Molecule: messenger RNA, 7069 nt
Organism: Tigriopus californicus
Lineage: Eukaryota; Metazoa; Arthropoda; Copepoda; Harpacticoida; Harpacticidae
Product: macrophage mannose receptor 1-like
Exons: 32
Coding region: 44-6985 (2313 amino acids)
Molecular function (GO): signaling receptor activity
Source: RefSeq, a predicted model, not a curated record
GGAGCAGAUUUAGAGACUAGACUUAAUUUGAAUUGUGACGACCAUGAAGCGACAUCGAGUGGCUUUGGCCUUCCGUGCAGCCUUUUUGACUUCAUUGCUGGCAGGUUGUGCUAGCAUCUCAAUCAAAUGCGAUCCAGGCUGGUACGGUUUGCCAGAAUCUCAAUCCUGUUUCCGAUUCAUGCGACACUCUGAGAACAACUAUGACAAUUCUCGAACCAUUUGCCAAAAUUUAGGCGGAGAAUUAGCCAUUAUUGAUACUCCCGAUCGAAGGAAUUAUGUGGCCUCAGUCAUUGGUCAAAUUCACGAGUCAACCUCCAAGUGGUGGGUAGGAAUUCAUUUCAACGAAGACGGUGCGAAGUGGGUGUGGGGUGAUGGAUCCGCUUUGAAUGAGAACAUUACACCAUGGGACGAUAAUGACGAGAACUUGGAAGGCAAAUGUGGUGGCAUCACUCAUAAUGGCAAGUUGUCCAAAACUGAUUGCUCCACUGCUUGGGAUUAUGUGUGCCAAAAGAAGAUUGGAUCAAAAUUCGAUUGCCCCUUGAAUUGGGAUCCUUUUGGUGAUUCGUGCUAUAAGACUUACAUGGAGGAAGAACCCAAAGGUUUUGAAGAGGCACAAGCUCAUUGUCAAUCAGAGGAUGAGUCAUCUCUCGUGAUCAUUGAGACCGAGCACGAAAACGCUUUCCUGGCCGACAUCUCAACCGCUUUCAAGAAAACAUUUUGGAUUGGAGCUUCGGAUAACGCCACCGGAAAAUUCUAUUGGCUCGAUGGAACUGAACUUGGACAGGAGCCUCAUGAUUUUCAAAAUUGGGGCGACGAACAACCGGUGAGUACAAACACAAGUGCAGUCUACUUGGAUCCGAAUAAUGAAGGCAAAUGGAUCACCAUGGCAAAAAGCGAGCGCCAAGCAUUCAUAUGCGAACGCGCCAAAGGAGCCUUUUGUCAAAUGGGAUUGCAACCCGGACCCUCUGAUAAAUGCUACGACUUCAAUCUCAAUCUACAAAAGACAUUUGCAUGGGAUCUAAGUCAAGUUACUUGCGAGAAAUACGGAAUGAACUUAGUCAGUGUGUCAAGCAGUGAAGAGAGCGAAUGGGUCAAUAAAGCUCUCUACGAUUCAUAUUUGUUCUCGGAUGGGAAUCAAGUAGCAGAUGGAACAUGGAUUGGCUAUAAAGAAAAAUCGGACAAACCAGAAGACGACGGAAAGUUCUCGAACAUCGAUGGCACGAUUGACCUUGAUAAUGAAGGAGUAUUUGAUGGUCGUCAAGAUGACUUGGUUUACCAGAAAACCAUACAAGAGUGUCUUUACAUGAAAGUAUGCCUCGAGAACGAAACUGACGAGACCUGUGACUUUCUUUCCACGAAGGACAAGCGAUGGUUCAACUCACCCUGUGACAUGACUGGGAUCGACCAGCCAUCUCACACCUAUGCUUGCGAAUCCCUCCAAGGGAAAGAUUUAGAUCUGUCCAAUGCCAUUCAAGUUAAUCAAUCGUGUCCGGAGGAUUGGAGGGGUCCAUUCGUCGGAUUUUGCUAUAAUCCUCUUCCGGUGGAAGUGACUUGGGGUGAGGGGGUGAACAUGUGCAAGGACCUGAAUGCUCAAGCGAAUUUGGCCAGUAUUCUGUCUCCAUUGGAGGAUCAGUAUGUGAGAAGCCUCAUUUUAACCCUGAAGCAUGAUGCGUGGAUUGGUCUGAAUGAUCGAUUGACGGCGAACUCUUGGCAAUGGUCCGAUGAAUCGCCUUUCAACUAUGCAGGGUGGGCCGAAGGUCAACCGAAUGAUUAUGAAGAGGAGAGCUGUGUGGAAAUCAAUCCGUCCAGGGUUGGGUGGAACGAUGACAAGUGCUCGAAUAAGCAAUCUAUUGUGUGCAAAGUGGCUGCAACCACGCAACAAGGAGACGAACCCGUGGUCCCACAAACCACGACCGCUAUUCCAACGGAAAAUUGCGGUUAUGGUUGGUUCGAUUUUCCCGUCUUGAACAACGGCAAAUGUUACACUAUAGUCGAAGAGCUCAUGUCAUGGAAUUCAGCCCAAACUGAGUGCGAAAUCAGAGCCGGCUAUCAGAGAAGUGGAAAUCUGGUUUCCGUGAAUUCAAACGAGGAAAACAUUGCCCUGGCUACCUAUUUGAGUUCCACGGGACAAAAUGGAGCUCAUUGGAUCGGAUUAAACGACUAUAAUGCGGAGGGUGGGUUUGAAUGGCGCGAUGGCUCCCCUGUUACUUUCGUGUCUUGGGCGGAUGGCGAACCCAACGCCAUGGUGAGCUUUGAGGAUUGUGUGGAGAUGGCGGUGGAUGACUCGCAAGUGAAAUGGAAUGAUCAUCACUGUAACAAAACCAUUCCGGCCAUUUGUCAAAGACAUAGUCGACACUAUGAGCCUCCAACUAAGCCGCCUCCAACAAAACCACAAUGUCCUGAUGGUUGGUUGCCUACCAUGGAUAAAUGCUACUGGUUUUCCGCCCCAAAAGAUGUGAGUGCCUCAAAUUGGACACAUGCCAAGGAUCUGUGUAAAAGUCAAGAUCCACUAGCCUCCUUGACCACAACCAUCAAUCAAGAGGAAAGAGAGUUCGUAGCAGCCCAUAUCUACGGCAAAAGUUUUAUUGGAGCCACUGACGUGAAUAACGAGGGGGAAUGGGUUUGGGAUCAGACUGGGGACAUUGUGCAAGUCAAUUUCUGGGCUGAAGGAGAGCCCAACGGCCAGGACAAGGAGAACUGUAUGGCCAUCGAUCAUGAAGGGAAUUGGGCAGAUGUACCAUGUACCGUGGCCGAUAACAAGCAAAUGGAUUUUGUCUGCAGUGUUCCAAACGACAUGUGUCCCGAGGACUGGAUCUAUUUCGACGGGCAUUGCUGGAUUUUCCACGACGACAUCAAAGAUUUUGAUUCAGCCGAGCAAUCGUGCGGAGAGCUGAACCAUCGGGCUCACUUGGCCAGUGUUUUGAAUCGAGAGGACAAUUGGUUUGUUCGUCAUUUCAUAAGUGAAGAUCAACCCGCAGGAAAUUGGUUAGGACUCAAGUUGGACGGUGAAGAUUGGACUUGGACGGACAAAAGCCCCUUGGGGUACACCGACUGGGAUGCUGACGCCAACGAGCCAGACCAGCCGGAAGAGCAGAAGUGUGGUUGGGUGGACCCAGCAUCCCGAAUGUGGCGAUCAGGCCAAUGCAACAAUGACAAGAACUUUAUGUGCAAGUUCGAACCAACUCAUGUGCGCGGUUGUGAUCCUGGUUGGGAGCUUUGGGAGGAAAGCUGUUACUUGGCUGAAACAAUAGCCACCGAUUGGACAUCAGCUCAAAGGGAUUGCGUUGUUAAAGGAGGAGAUCUCGUGUCAGUGGAAAGCAAUGAAGAAAACGACUUCAUCAACACGCUGAUCCACACUCAUUCAUAUUGCAAGAGUGGCUGGAUCCCGGAUCUAGAUCUGAAACGGUGCUUUAAAAUCAUCUCGACUGAUAUGGUUUGGGAGGAUGCAGCGAAAGAAUGUGACCUCAUGGGAGGAACGUUGAUUUCCAUCAAGUCCGAGGAGAAGAACACAAAAAUGCUAGAUUUAGUCAAGAAUGCUAACGUUUAUAAGAUGUGGCUUGGAGCCACUGACAAAUUAGAGGAGGGUAAAUUCAUGUGGUUGGACGAAACACCUAUCGACGAUGGAUAUAUGAACUGGAUGGAAGGUCAACCUAGUAACGACGAUCCCGGAGAGCAAUGCUUGAGUAUGCUUGUGCAAGAAGAUUAUUUUCAAGAGCCAGGAAAGUGGAACGAUGAUAAGUGUGAUUCAACCGAAAAAUUUAUCUGCGAAACAAACUUUCAGGAUGAAGAAGCGCCUGUCGAAAAGAUGUGGAUAGGCUUGUCAGACUUGGAAUCUUUAAUGACAUUCAAAUGGUCGGACCACCAUCCAGUUCAAUUCACCCGAUGGGGUAGCAAAGAACCAGAUAAACAUGCUGGCGAUGGAAAAGAUUGCACUUAUUUUGACAGAAAGGAUCAGACUUGGAAUUUAAGGUCUUGCUCAGAUCCCUUCCAAUCAAUUUGUAAAAAGCCAUCCAAAAUCGUACCCACCGAAAACCCUCCGUAUGGAUGUAAUGUGGGUGAGAUUGCUUUCGAGGGGUCUUGUUACGAAUUUCAUGGAGAUGCUUUGUCUUAUUUCGAGGCCAAAGCUAAAUGCCAAGAUACAAAUGGCGAUUUGGUUUCUCUGAAUACAUGGGAAGAAAUCGAUAAGAUCACGUCGGUGGUUGCUGAGCAUCCACAUCAUUACUGGAUCGGUUUGAUAUCCCAUGAUGGAGCGGAGUUUAUUUGGCAAGAUGGAUCGGCGGUCUAUGAAACCAAUUGGGGCCCAGAAGAGCCAAACAAUGAGAGAGGACAGUGCGUCCACGUCAUGGACAGAGUGGCCAUCGGGAAAUGGGAGGUUCAAGACUGUUCCAACCAACACUCUUACAUAUGUGAGAAACCCAGGGCGGGUUAUACGGUUCCUCCCCCUCCUCCAACCUCAACUUACGUCCCCAUCAAUUGCCCAGACACGUAUUCUUGGGUUUCGUAUGAAGGUCAUUGCUACAAAAUAAUCGAGGACUCGGCUGGCUUUGAAGCGGGCAGAGACGCUUGUCGAGCACUUGGAGCUGAUGCGGUUUCAUUUACUUCCGAGGAAGAAGAUACAUCUGUUGUGAGUAAGCUGUUAGUGACAAGCUGGUCAACCAGUUUCUUCAUCGGUCUGAGAUUGAGCGAAAAUCCAGAAGAGGGCUUCUAUUGGGUGGACGGAUCGCCCGUCAAUUACGUCAACUGGAUCUCUGACCCCACAUCUGACAAAUGCGCCAUUGCAACAACUGAUGGCACUUCCUCGCUAGGGUGGCAGUCAAUGAAUUGUGAGGAGUCAUAUCCAAUCGUUUGCGAAAUAUCUCAAGAUCAAAUACCUACCACGCCCCCUCGACCCACCAGUGAGCCCGAUAUCCCCUGCGAGGGGAGUGAAGGCUGGUGGCAACGUGAGAGCAAUGACGAGUUUUGUUACAAGUUUGAUGCUACAGGCAACUCGUGGUUUGAUGCCGAGAAGGCUUGCUCAAGUGAGAAAGGCCAUCUUGUGUCGAUUCAUGAUAUGGCCGAGAAUGACUACAUUUUUGCCAAAAUGCAUCAAGUGUAUGCCGAUACACUAUGGAUUGGAACCACUCGACGCUUCUCAGAAAACUGGAUGUGGAAAGAUCAAUCCCCUAGCGAUUUCUUCAACUGGGCCCCCGAUGAGCCCAAUAAUGACAUGGGCAUGGAAAGUUGCGGGAGAAUGUACAUCGCACAACAGUUCGGCCAAUGGAACGACGAUCAUUGCGGAGAAAGGGCCUCAUUUGCGUGCAAGAAAUAUCGAGACCCUGAUGCCAUCACUAACCCACCUAUUACGGCCACGCCACCUGGACAUUGUCCGCCAGACCAAGCAGAGUACGAGGGACAAUGCUUCAAAUUGAUCGAUUCUGGUUUAGAGGGAGAACACAGUUUGCCUUAUCAGGAAGCCGAACUUGAAUGUCGAAAAUUGGGUUCCACGUACCAUUUGGCUAGUAUUCACAACUUGGGAGCAAUGUCAUUUUUGUCCACACUGAUGGUCCAUCCUGAUGUGGUUGGGACCUCAUUUUGGAUCGGCUUGAACAAAGGAAUAGAUCAUAUGAAUUUCAUUUGGACGGACGAAUCGAAUAACAACUACUUCAAUUGGGAGGCUAACCAGCCAUCAUAUGACGCCUACGUGGAUUGCGUAAAAAUUAUGGGGUCAGGUUCAAUUAACAAGAUUGGUCAAUGGAGCGUGGCCGAGUGUUAUGAAAAUUUGCCAUAUAUUUGUCGAGGACGACCUUCUUUGGACAACUCUGACCCUCCACCUACCGAGAAAUGUGCUCUAGAAGGCUUCGAUCAUUUUGACAGCUUUUACGGAAAUUGUUAUUUGUACGUGAAGGAAGAGAAGAGUUGGAAUGAUGCGGAGCAAUACUGCCAAGAACAAAAUGCCCAUUUGGCUUCAGUCGAGAACUUGGCCGAGAACUCUUACCUCGUGAAUUUUAUGGCAGCCCAACACACCUGGAUAGGAUUGAGCAAUGUUGGGCAUCAUGAAGAAAUGGCGUGGUCAGACGGGUGGCCAACUAAAUAUGACAAUUGGGGCAAUGAUCUCAACAUCGGAGAGGACAUGGACCUUUGCGGCCAGUACAAUAACACCGACGGCAAAUGGUUUGCUACUGCCUGUGAUGAAAAGCUAAGCUUUGCUUGCAAAUAUUCCGAGAAGGUUCCACCAACCCUUGGUCCUUUUGGCGAGUGCCCCGAAAAUUGGGAGGAUUUGCCUGGACCAUUCUGUUAUAAUUUUCUCCAAGACUCAGAGUUGGGAGUUCCUUUCUCCGAAGCUUUAUUUCAAUGCCAAAAGCAAGGCGGCGACCUUUUAAGCAUCGGAGAUGCCGAAGAGAAUGAGAGGAUUCAAAAAUUCGUUCAGGAUCUCAAACGUGACAUUUGGAUCGGCUUGGUUGACGUAGGAGACGGAGAUUGGAAGUGGUCCGACAAUUCCGCCUUCGUUUACACCAAUUGGGCUCCGGAUGAACCCAAUGACGUCAGUGAGGAAUGUGCAAUGAUGUUCCACGACAACGGCCAAUGGAAUGACUUCAAUUGCAACACCUACGAGCUCGGAUAUGUUUGCAAAAGAGACAAGAUUCAAGGCCCGACAACUCCAAAACCAGACGAAAUCUCAACCAAACCUUCAGAAACGACAACCACAACUAAAAAAUCGUCAACUAGUACCACCCAUGCACCAACCACAUCAAAAGAAGAUAGUGAUCCGGAUCCUUCAGAGAAAGGCCUCGGGGGUGGAGCUAUCGCUGGUAUCGUAAUCGGCUGUUUGAUUGCAGUGGGCGGAGCAAUAGCCGGACUGAUGAUUGUCAAGCAACAUAAUAUCAUGCCUUUGAGACAAUUUUCAAAAGGGAACCAAAAAAAGACACGGACGACAGAAAGCUAUGACAGCCCUGUGUAUAUGAAUUUCCAAGACGAGGAUCCAGAAGAGAUCCAAACGCAUGCAUGAAUCAUUGAGCGAUCAUUUUGCAUUUAAAAAACUGAAGCAUUUACCAAAACCUCUAUCAUCAUUUGAAAUAAACCGUCAAUUGCA